GCAACUCUCCUGCCAUUAGUAGGUUUGACGAAGACCAUAAAAAGGUAUUCGAGCGAGGGAUGAAGAGACGUCCGAUUCGUUUUCGUUUUCGUUUUCGCGCAAUAUGUCAACUUCGUGUCACUGUUCUAUGACACGCAGCAGCCAUCACCUUUUAGUGAGCCGCAACACGGUCCGACUGAACUUAGUCAAGUCCCACGGAAUGAAUGAACUUUCAAGCGCCACAGGUUACCUACUGUACAAUGCUCGGUACUACCUCGUACCAGCCCGUACUUGAGCUCCGUAGAUUAUGAAGUGAUUCAAACUUACACACGUCUCGAAUUACGCAAAGAAUUUCAAGUAUAUUUUAAUAAGAAAUUUCCGCCGUAUUAGACGAUUCAACACAAAACUAAAUUUUAACUAAAUAUCUAUGCUUUGUAAUGUAAUAUGUUUUUAUUUGUACAGACCUUCUUUUUUUAAAAAAAUUGAUUUUCAUAAUACGCAAGGAGUUGGUGGUAAUUUCGAUGUAUAGUAAUUUAGGGUACCUUUCCGAGUUUCUCUAUUAACAGCAAUUUGUUUUCUCUUCUUCACCAUUAUGAAAUGUCUGCUGUAGCAUAAAAUAUUUUUUAUAUGCGGUGUUACUAACUAACCUUGUACAUCCAUAGAAAUUCGUUGGUUUCAAUUCACUUAGCACAAUGGAUAUAGAAAAACUAAUUAAAAAAAAGAAACGUAUCCAGCGAGAUGGUAACCUUCAACAGUUGGCCAUGGUUGUUAAAGAACUUGGAGAUAUAUAUUUUGAAACAGGAAAGUACGAAGAUGCUUUGCAAGAGUAUACAGAACAAUUGGAGGUUUGCAAUAUAUUAAAUGACAAAUUGAAUGUUGCUGUAGCUCAUAGAAUGAUUGGAGAAAUUCAAGCAAUUCUUGGGAUUUAUGAAGAAGCGCUAAAACAUCAAAAUCAUUAUUUGGAAGGAGCUAAGGAGAUGAAUAAUUUAUUGGAGGAACAAAGAGCUUAUGCCACAUUGGGUAGGACAUAUUUUUGCUGGGGUGAAAGCUUACCUGAAAAUUCUGAAAACAGAGUGGACAUUUUCUUAAAUGCAAGAAAAGCAUAUAUGAAGAGUAUACGGCUGUGCAAUAAAUUGGGGGACACAAAUAUACAACUGAAGGAAUUGAUUACUAUGCGAGCACGGUUACUUUUAAAUCUGGGUUUAGUGCUAGAAGCUCAAAAGGAACAUUCCCAAGCUGUUGAUCUCAUGGAAAAAGCUGCAGCAUUGUGUGAAACACAUCAUUUAGAAGAAGAUUUUCAUAGAACACAAAUUGCUCUAGGUGGAAUUCACGAACGUCAGAAAGAUUAUGAAUCAGCAUUAAAACAUUUUGAAACUGCCGCUGAAAUUGAUAAUGCAUUCUUGAAAGCAGAAGCACGACUUUUUCAAGCAGAAUUACUUUUAAAAAUAGAAAGAUGGUACGAAUCACGCAAAAUACUGGUUUCACUUUAUGUUAUAGAGAAUUUACCUGACACUGUUAAAAGUCAGGUGGAGAAGAAUCUUAGAACAGUUGUAAUUUUGCAGUCAAAGGAGGAAGCUUUAAGCACAGAAGAAAGUACAAGCGAAAAGCUGAAACUUUAUGAAAUUCUUGGAGACGCAUCCAUUGAAGCAAAUUGUUUUGAGAAAGCAAUUUAUUAUUACAGAGAGAUGCUCAAGUGCGCGGAAGAGAUCAAAAGCGAUCGCACAGGAGCAGCUCUGUUGAGUCUAGCACGAACUUUGAAGGAUGUAGGACAACAUAAUGAAGCAUUAGAGUUUGCUCGCAAGGAAUUACAGCUCUGCACAGAUCCACGUGAAAUCUGCAGAUCUGCUUUGUUUUUAGCAGAUUUAAUGAUAGCAACUCAAGAAACUGACGAACAAAUUCAAGAUGUGUAUAAUUUAGCUUUGAGAAAUGCAAAAGUUUCUACCAAUAUUUCUUUGGAACAUUGUGUUUUAAAAGAAUGGUUGAAUUAUUUAUUAGAAUUUGGAAAAACGGACGAGGUAAAAACGGUCAAAGAUAAACUAGAUAAGCUGAAAGAAUUAUACACUAGUACAGACAGUGAAGAUGAAUCAGAGGCAAAUGAUGUCGGAGCAAAUAUUUGUUUGGAAGAUUUGUCAGAUGUAGAAACUGAAUUGAGAGCUAGAGAAAACAAUAAAAUAAUUAAAACACGAACGAAAAAAAAGACAAUAAUGACAAAAAGAAAUGAAAAGGGUGAAACACAGCUUCAUGUAGCUUGUAUCAAUGGAAAUAUCGAAGGUGCAGAGAAAUUACUGACAGCCGGCCAUCCAACAAAUGUUAGAGAUAACGCUGGUUGGACUCCUCUUCAUGAAGCUGCUAAUCAUGGCCACAUAGAAGUUGCAAAAUUAUUAUUACAACACGGUGCAGAAGUAAAUGAUCCUGGAGGUAUUAUGUGUCAGGGAAUUACACCUCUUCACGAUGCAGCCGUUUGUGGUAAUAUGUCUAUGAUAAAAAUUUUAAUAGAAUACGGGGCAAACGUGGAACUUAAAACAAAUGAAGAUGACACCGUAUUGGAUUGUCUAGAACAGUGGAGAGAUCGCGUCGAUGACUUGUCUCCAGACGAACAAGCUAAUUAUGACGAAAUUCAUAAAAUGUUGUCUGUUAUGAUUCCAACUAGCACAAGAAAAGUUUUGAAACGGUCAAAUAAAUCCCCUCAUAAUUUAAAGAAGACUGUUAAUGAUGAAGUGGAUAGUAUCGAAAGAAUUUCUGCGAGGGAGGACUACAAAAGAACUAUAGCCAACUUAAAACAUCGAAGUGACCCAAUUGGAAUAUCUUCAACUCGCACUAAACGCAUCGUAAAUCCACUUUUGAAUAGCGAUGAAGUUCUUUUGGAUAAUUGGUUAGAAGAUGAUAUUAAUGAAAGCGUUCCCGAGAAAAGAUAUUCCGAUGACAAUAUUAUUUCUAUGAAAAGGAAAUCGAGCAACAGCGAAAUCAGUCACGAGAAAAAUUCGAAAAGGCAAAAGACAAAGGAUCGAGAUUCUACGUUAAAGGAGCAAGAACUCAAACUACCUGAAGAAGGGAAUACCGAUGGUUGCGAUACCGAAGUAAUGCAAUCUCUGAAUCAAUGUAGACCUAGAAAAAGAAACCAACAAAUGUGUUUAUUAUCGGCCGGAUUCACAAAAGAACAGCUCUCUCGAUCACCUUCACCUAUCGAAUCGUCGAUUACGGAAUUUAAGUUCAAAGAAGCUAAUGUUACAAUAAAAUCAAUUAUUUUAAAUAUUUUUGUAGAAGAAAAAACAUUCCGAACACAAGUGGAUUUAUCGAAUGCAACAGAACUAUCGGUAGAAGAAAUUUUAAUUAAUAUUGAACAGAUGUUUUACAGUGACACCGGUUGUAAAGCAAAGUUCGAUUUGAAAACCAUGAAUGGAAUUGCAAUAAAUUCAAACAACGUGUUCGCAAUUCUAAACGAAGGGGACAUUGUGAAAAAUUUAAAAUGCGACAUAGUUGAAUUAGAAACACCUUCCAUAGUUAAACGGUAUGGAACUAUUUGUAAAACUUACAACAUAAAAAUACGUGAAUUGAUAUCAAAGUGUUUAAAGUCUUGCGAGAAUACGUUUAUAUUGAGAUUGAAACAAGAAGAUACAAGUAAUCAGGAACUUCUCUCUGUGUUAAAAACCUUAGAAUAUGAAAAAAACGUUCAAAUACUCGAUUUAUCGAAUGGAGAACUUCAGGAUAUGGGUAAAAUUUUAAAUGACUGCAUUUUACGAUUAUCAAUUUUGCAAGAAUUGCAUCUGCAAGGAUGUAAUAUGAAUUCAACGUGUUUAAAUAAAUUAGAAAAAUUACCUUUGCAAUUGAAAUUGUUAGAUCUCAGUUACAAUCCACUUGGACCGACAAGUCAUGAAAUACUUUCCAAACUUCUUAUUCCUUUGUUGCAACUUCGUACUUUGAAUUUACGUUACUGUCAAUUAUCCAGUUUUUCUUUCCUUCAGAAGAACAGUAGUCUAGUAAAUUUAGAUAUUUCUUGGAACAAUUUCACUGAAAAUGGACUCUGUACCCUUUUACAGAGACAAUUGCUUAAUUUAAAUUUAUCGAAUACUACUGCAUCGAACGAAUACAAUUUAGUUAAAAGUAUUUUCAAUGCAACAAAUUCUUCAUUUGCAAAUCUGGAAUGUCUGGAACUCGCUGCUUGCCAUUUGUCGGAUGUUGAUGUAAGAAACAUAUUAUCUCAAGCAUUAAAUCUUUGUAAAUUAGUGUUGAAAGGUAAUAGAGAAAUAGGUGUACAAUCUUUAAAUUUGUUAUUGAAAUACACACCGACGUUAAGGCAUAUUGAUGUUAGCGGUUGUAAAAGUAUCUUCGAAUAUCCUGACCCGCAAGUAUUUAUCAAGAGCCCAGAAGUUUGUACAGUUAUUGCAAGCAUGUUUCCUGACGUAUGUGAUUGUUGGCUCCGUUUAUGGCAAGGAAAAGCCAUUAUGAAAACAUUAUCUCAUAAUCUUGUAAUAUUCAAACCCAUUUAAUAAUGAAUUUGAAAAUUACAAACUGAAAUUAAAUAUAUUUUUAUAGAAAUUUUUUUAUAAAUACUAUCAUAACAUUUAAAUUGUAAAUAUAUAUUUCACUUUCAUUAUCCAUAUUUACACAUCAUUGGUGAAAGAAAGUAACAACUGCAAUUUAUAACGAUUUAUCAAUAAAGUAUAUAAAUUUUUGCAUGUUGAGAAAUUUAGUCUACAAUAAAAUUUUCUAUUAAAACAAUGACAAUAUGGUUUGCACGGUAUUGUAGAAACGUUCUACGAAAUUAUUUAUUAAAUUUAAAUACCGUUUCAGUUCUGUCGUAACAAAAGGAUUAAAUUGAUUCGAAUUAAAUGAAAAAUUCCAUUAAAAUUUCAUUAAACGUAGGUAACGAAAAAUUGACGUUACGCGAAGUAUCGAAUUAUAAUUAUAAGCUUUACAAUUUUUUUAACAUUUUUUAUUAAAAGGUUAAAAAGAAUCGUUAUCGCCAGUACUACAGAUCUUGGGUCUGUAGCAAUAUUUCAACAGUUUCGAAUGGUUGAUCGUAGAUGAUGCACAAUGCGGAUUAAAAUAAUUUUGAAAUCUUUCAACUCGGUCGGUAUUGUAACUGAAAACACGUGAUUUUAAAUGAAUGGAUGCGCUUGCGCGACCUUAACACAAGGUGACCGCCUCAAACUUGCCAAAGAUGAACGUGUUACUCGCUUUUGGGUAGCAUACGUGUGCUGAUCAUUCACGACACCGGCGUUGACGCAUGUGUUGUGAAAACCGAUCAGUUUUGUGGUUAAAAAUCAUCGAAAACCAUAACUUACACAGUAGAUCUUGUUUACCGGAUUGUUAACUUCGAGGAGACACGCCGAACCCGCGUUGUUUGUAUAUAACGAUUUGUGUAAUAACAAACAUUAAGAAUUAUAUAG
Nomia melanderi (Alkali bee) is the source of this 5369-nucleotide messenger RNA. Its product is annotated as tonsoku-like protein. The record is from RefSeq and is a predicted model, not a curated record. Gene Ontology annotation, biological process: replication fork processing; double-strand break repair via homologous recombination. Gene Ontology annotation, cellular component: nuclear replication fork. Gene Ontology annotation, molecular function: protein binding. NCBI's taxonomy places the organism in Eukaryota, Metazoa, Arthropoda, Insecta, Hymenoptera, Halictidae.